UGGAUAUCAUCACAUAUAGCUAUGGAAAUUGAAUGAUUAUUGUUGUUUAUUAUACUUCAUAUUUUUUUUUCAAAUGCAAAGUGCGAUGGAGCCCACGAGAAAAAUGUCUAGAAAAAAACUAAUGUCCGUAGAUUUUGAAGUUUUUGGUAAAGUUCAAGGACCCUAUUUCAAAAAGUAUACGGCGCAAGUUGCUUAUUCUUUACAUCUAAAAGGCUGGUGUAUGAACAGCGACCGUAAUACCCUUAAAGGGGUGGUUGAAGGACGUGUUUCCGAUGUAGAAUCAAUGAAAAACUGGUUGAAAAAAAAUGACAGACCACAAUCAAAAAUUGAUGCAGCAAUAUUUUCCGAAGAAAAGGAAGUAGAUUUUAUAUCAUACGAUGGAUUUAGAAUUCUAAUAUAAUUAAAGCUUCUCGUGGCAAGUGAGAAAUUUCCAGUUAAUUUAUUUUUCAAUUACAAAAUUCAAUAUUUUGUAGAUUAAUGUACUGUGUACAAAAACUGUUCAUUUGUUAUGUAUUUGUUACAAAGAAAUUAAUAAAUUUGGUUUGAACAAUUCUCUUA
Messenger RNA from Diorhabda carinulata, 558 nucleotides. RefSeq names its product acylphosphatase-1-like. Gene Ontology annotation, molecular function: acylphosphatase activity. The transcript has 4 exons. Bases 74 to 400 code for a protein of 108 amino acids. NCBI's taxonomy places the organism in Eukaryota, Metazoa, Arthropoda, Insecta, Coleoptera, Chrysomelidae. The record is from RefSeq and is a predicted model, not a curated record.